CAGUGAUUUCUUCCCACUGCGUCUGGCUAAUUCUGCCUUCCUCAUCGUCUUUCUGUUUCAUCGUAGGUUGAAGAAAAGAAACCGCCAACAUGCCACAGGGGAAAAAGAUGACCACGAGCCGCAAGCAUCAUCUGAAGAGUUUGAUGCUUAAGAUCGCGGCGAACUGGAUCGAACAAGAGACGAAAGACCUGGCCGUUGCCAAGAAGGCCCACCUUGAUGAGACAUGUGCCAAACCCAACCUGACCGGAGACCAGGCGGCACUCAUAGAUGUCUGCAAAAAGCUCUCCACCCUAAUCGACAAAGUGGAUGAGGACAGAUACGACGCGAUGAUGAAAGUGGAAAAGGCUAAUAAAGAGAUCAAGGACCUAAAGAUCAAAGUGGUCGACCUGGCCGGAGUGAAGAAACCCCCUCUGAAGAGAGUACGUUUGACCGCCGACACCAUGUUGAAGGCUCUGCUUGGCGCCAGAAACUCCGUCAACAUGGAUCUGAGGUCCAACCUGAAGCAGGUGAAGAAGGAGGCGAAAGAGGAGGCUGCAGAUGCCGGCGAUUGGCGUAAGAACGUUGAGGACAAGGCCGACAGGAAGAAGAUGUUUGAGACUGCCUAAAGAAUUAAACGUCCUCCUGUGGUUGCUUUCAGCUGUUUAGCACUUGUUUUGGAAUUUAUGGAAAUUUUCAUUGAAAUUUUUGUUGCAUUAAAUCUGUAAGUUACAGCUUGAUCUGUCAUUUUACGUUUAAAGUAAAGUGAGUCGAUUAGAUUUUUCUGAUCUCAGCCGAAGUGUUUUGGACUUCAACAAAUCUGUAGUCUUGACUUCCUGUUUCACUUUUGACAACUUCCUGCUCUCUUAGUGUUUUUUCUGUAAUAAAUGUUUUUGUUUCCUA
Scomber scombrus (Atlantic mackerel) is the source of this 879-nucleotide messenger RNA. Its product is annotated as troponin I, fast skeletal muscle-like. The coding region runs from base 90 to 605 and encodes 171 amino acids. The record is from RefSeq and is a predicted model, not a curated record. NCBI's taxonomy places the organism in Eukaryota, Metazoa, Chordata, Actinopteri, Scombriformes, Scombridae. Gene Ontology annotation, biological process: muscle contraction. The transcript is spliced from 7 exons. Gene Ontology annotation, cellular component: troponin complex.